Spirometra erinaceieuropaei is the source of this 3147-nucleotide messenger RNA. NCBI's taxonomy places the organism in Eukaryota, Metazoa, Platyhelminthes, Cestoda, Diphyllobothriidea, Diphyllobothriidae. The record is from the annotation of a GenBank genome assembly.
AUGACGGACACAGCUAGUACGCCGGGUGUUAUUGUUCUGGAGAGUGGAAACGACGUAGAACCACGGACCAAUGGCGCUGAACAGGGUACCAAGCCGGUGGCGUGAGACACGCGUGAAGUUAGACGGCCGACCGGCGUGCGCUGCAGCGCCGAGCACGUGUGGUGGCUUUGCUCACGCGUGCGGCCCAAUCAAUGGCUGGUCGAACAUGCCAGACGUUUCCGCGGGGAGGGGGGCUAUCGCGCACGCGGUGGCCAAUCAGCGACCAGAACGUCCGGGACAGGGACAUUCUAGAACGCCCCCAGCGGCUGGCACGUCAUUGGACGGAAUGUCCCAGAACGCACAGGAACCAAUAUAAAUAGCGCAUUUUUCUGACGAGUUGUAACCCCUCGUGUCCGCGAGCUACCAAUAAAGUGUUUGUCCACCGAACCGGCUCUCUUCCUGUCCUACCUUUCUUCCGGGUCAUAACAGUUCUCUUUAUGUGCUCCGGAAGACUUUCACUGCUGUGGAGGUUGCGGAGUCCGUUCGGAUGCCGGCUACAGCCCGUGACCUAUCCACCUUGCUUAGCUGUAGGCAAUGUUUCAUUAUUGAUAAGUCUCCAGAGUGGUCUGGCUUACAUUGAAAAUACUAGCUAGCGAUUCACGUAGCAGCCCUUCUGCUCAAUGUCGACUUCCGAUAGGAAUUUUUUCGACGUCUUUGUUGCACGGCGUGGCACAGAAAAGUGGUACCAUGUAGCGCGCAAUUCAUGUAUACGCGUUUGCGCCUACCAGUUCCAGGUGUAGUAAAACAAACACUGUAUUUAAUGACAUAAAACUUUAAAAUUUUGCGAAACAGAAUUUGUAAAGGAAAAAUUCUUUCUUGUAUCAUAAAAAGAAUACGUUUUAACAUGCCUAUCUUGAUCGCAUUUUCAUGAAAAUCACAUUUUUCGUUUCUUAAUUAAAUGAGAGUUCCCUUAUAAUGCGACUAAGGUGAAUUAUAAAUUUUAAUAGGCGUUACUUAUAAAUAUAGGAAAUUACGUGGAUAUUCAGAAACGUCAAAAUUCGCCUAGUCUCGACCUGUUUUCCUUGAAUAAAUCACACCUAAAUUGGAUUCUUUUUUAGAAAAGGAAUUUUGGGUUUCCAGUCAUUUCUAAAUUCAAAACUAACCACAUCAAAUGUGUGUCGUACUACCACAUCCAAAACUGACCUCUCCCCUGUUGGAUCCUACACUGCGGUAAGGCCCAAGUAUCUACUGUCUUGCCCAUCGAGUAAUUACACACAAAUAAGAUCACUUUCAAUUAAGCCUAGAUCAUUUUACGAUUCAUUCUUAUCUCAUCAAUUGUACGGUUGGCACUGUAGUCUGUGCUUGAGUCCGGUUCCCCUGUGACUCCCAUUGUGUUUUGGCUGCAACUGUCAAGUAAAACGCAGCAAGGCAUUAAGCAAGUGAAGAAGUUUGUGGGUUGUUAAUGUAAUCUCAGUUGUUUUUAACAAAAUGCACUUAAAAAUGUUCAUGUCAUCAUAGGCUUUAAAAAUAAUGUUCUGCAUCGCUAAAGUAAGCUUCCGCGGGUUGCUUUGAAGCAGGCCAUUAAAAUGGGAAAUAACCUACAAUUACAUGCACGGAAGUGCAUUUAUUUGUUGGCGUGCCUAACGAAGAAAAAGAGGUUAGAAAUAUUAAACCACUCAAGCGUCAUCUCAGGGCAUUUCUUUCGCCAGUAGAAGGGCACAACUAGUUCCUGCCUGGAGAAGUUGAAGUCGGCAAACGUAUGUUUUGCUUGUUCACCAUCAGGCCUGUAGAAGUGGGCGGUGAAUAUCGGGAAGCAGCCAAUGAGCAACAGGCAUGCGGAGCAGGAAGUUUAAAGGACGUUCAGACUUAUCAGAAAGCAGAAGUAAUUAUAGUCCAGUUCUGUCAGGUGGGAGCGAGGGAAGCGAGAAGGGAAGGGACUCUGCCAGUGGGUUGUGUCCGUAUUUUGUUGCCGUAACUUGACGUGGUUCUAUGAAGGGAAAGAGCACAUAGAGCUCGGCUUUGGCACAGUAUCUGAAAGAGCAUGAACGAGCGUCUUCUACGAGCACAAGGCCAGAUUGGUUAACUGCAUGGCCACCGCCUCUACCGCUUAAACGGCGUCUUAUGUCGACUGGAAAUGUUUGAUUUAAGUCUACACGACGGUUCAGGUCAAGCAUGUUAGUCACAACUGCGCCCUGAUUUAGUUACUAACCCUCCCUACCAUUGGCAGUCUCACGUAUUUCUUUUCGUGCCCAUUUAAGAUUAGCAUUCUCUGGCUAAUUACGUGGGACUCUGGGAUGAACGACAACACCGCAAGCGCGAAAUAUGAUGCGGUGUAGUUUAUUUCAACAAGCCACUAAAUGUCUCCUGUAAACGUCCUUUCCAUCGAUCCUAUUACACUGAAAGAAAUCCUUAAGUCGAAGAGACAGCCAGAUAUGGGAAUUACUUGGCAGCUCAGACUUCCUAUUUCACCCAUAGCUGUUCCUGUUUCGGUUUGAUUUGGUGUAGAUCUUUCAGAAAUUUUGAUAAAGCCGGUCUUCCCAGUCGGUUUCUGAGGUUGCCUGUGUGGGCACAAAACGGGAUAUUUCUGUCGGGGGAAAUCCCCCGGAUGAAAUUAACAGCAGUGUAAGUAAGCAUUAAUCCUGUUCCAGCAAGACCUAUUUAAAACAGAAUUGGCAUAUAUGCGUUAGGCAAUAUUGCGAGUUGUAACUGGUUGAAACCGCUUCCCCCAGCAGUUUGAAAUAUAUCGGUAACAGUUCAGGCCAAAGAAAAGAAGAAGAAGAGGAAGAGGAAAAAGACGAAGAAAAAGAAGAAGAAGAAGAGGAGGAGGAGGAGGAGGAGGAGGAGGAGAAGAAGAAGAAGAAGAAGAAGGAGAAGGAGAAGGAGGAGGAGGAGGAGGAGGAGGAGGAGGGCGAGGAGGAGGGAGAAGAAGAAGUAGAAGAAGAAGAAUACGAAGAGGAAGCGAGGAGAUGGGACUAUCACAAGAAGAACUCUUUGUUUGUUAUGCUGACCUUUGCAGUGCAGCAUCCCGAAAGCGGCAUUAUUCGAGGGUCUCGGGCUUUCUCUCUCACCCUCUCUCCGCGGCAUACCAAGUCCCAGUGUGCAGUUUUAACCGUGGAACCGCGUAGGCGAAAGAAGGCCUGCUUGCGGACGCAAACGGCAGCCCUGUAG